AUGAAGGCGUCGUCCGUCCAGCAGGCCUUCAAGAGCCUGACAUCGCGCAUCCACCCACAGCUGCCACUGUCCGAACGCGAAUCUCAGCGCCUGCUAAACGCCCUCACAUCAUCCUUCCGCAGUCAGCUGGAACACCAUCACCACAACCAUGACGCUGCCGCUUCUGCUGCCUCUGCCUCGGUUUCCACUCAACCCUCUCUAUCGCCCAUCACAGCUACCGACCGUCACCUGGCUUCAAUCUUGACCAAUCCUCUACUCACCAAGCCUGUCCACCAACAACUCAAGUCAAAGUCAAAGCACCCAAUUGCCCUAUUCGAGGACCAAGUUGCCGCCGGACGUGCCAACCUGCCUUCUGCCAGGUUGUGCCUUGAAGCCUUCCGCAACUCUCUUUCUUCGUUACCUCCCGCACAAGUCAAGGACCAGAUCACCCGUUACGCUGCAGGUUCUCGUGCGCUGAGAUGGCUCUGGACUAGUGCCUACACCCGCUCUCUUUCCUUCGCUCUGGAUGCCCGCUUCUGUAGCCACCUCGCCUUUUUCCUUGUUCACGAAGGCAAAGAAACUGCUCUGUGGGAGCUGAUCGACACACCUGUCGCAACUUCGCCCAACCUCACUGCCAAAGAAGCAAGUAUCCGCAAGGGUCUGUUGCUCAGCUCUAUCGUCAAGACUCAUCUCUCUGGCUCCGAUCAGUCUCUCGAAUCUGCCCUCUCUGCCUUCUUCCGAGCCUUGGAGAUUUCUCAGACAUCUCAUGCUUCCAUCACCCAUGCUGGUGUCUAUCUAACUCAAGCCUUGGUCAAGCUCGGCCUCUGCUCAAAUUCUGACGUUGCUCUGUACGAUAAAUUCAUCGAUUCCAUUCCUCGUUGGACCAAAAACCAUCCAGACAGGGCCAUCUACAGGAUUGCAAAUCUCACCUUACAUCAUCCCGCCACACCCUCAGCGGACCCCGCCUUGGACUUCAUACGGGAGCUCAGGCCUCUUGCUUCUCAUCCUUUCUUGAGCCCAUCUACUGCAUCUCAGAGGUCUACCGUCUUCGCCUUCUUCUUCGAUACUGUCACGCUUUUGCAAAAGCAGCAACGCUUUGAUGAUGCUCUAUGGGUAAUGGAGUUCAUGCAGCAAAGAUUCCCCGAGGAGUUUGCGCCACCACGCAGACAAUCAUCCGCUGUGCCAGCACCUUCUCAAGUCUCAGAGACAUCAGAGACUACUUCUACCCACUCGACUUUCCCUGAGUGGAAAGUGCCCGAAUUUGGAUGA
Molecule: messenger RNA, 1248 nt
Organism: Aureobasidium vineae
Lineage: Eukaryota; Fungi; Ascomycota; Dothideomycetes; Dothideales; Saccotheciaceae
Source: the annotation of a GenBank genome assembly